GAUCUACGGCAGUGCUCGCCGGACCGCCAUUGGAAGUCGACGCGUCACGGCGCACUCUACUCCACUCUGCGAUCUUUAGCACGCGACAAUAAAAAAAAAUACCAACACCAAGGCACCAACAGCCAUUCUUCCUUGUGCAUGCUGAGACUAAUUAGAAAAUUCUGCACAAUGAAACCACCGGUGAAUGCCGCCCUCCUCCACGAUGUGGACAUCCCCACCAAGAAGGCCACAUUUGGCAUGGGGUGUUUCUGGUCCAACGACUCUCUCUUCGGAGCCACCCCCGGGGUGGUUCGCACUCGCGUCGGCUACUCCGGAGGGACCACCAAGAGCCCCCACUACAGGAGCAUCGGUGACCACACGGAGGUGAUCGAGGUGGACUUUGACCCGAAGGCCGUCUCCUACGAGGAUCUGCUUGACAUGUUCUGGGCCAACCACGAGUAUGGACUCACCACAAAGCUUAAGAGACAGUACCAGUCAAUGAUCCUGUACCAUGACGAUGAGCAGCGUGCAGUGGCGGAGGCUUCGUAUAAACAGAUGCAGGAGCAGUGCGACGGACAGCUGAGGACUGAGAUCGCUCCCGCCGGACCCUUCUACCCCGCUGAGGAUUACCACCAGAAGUACAGAUUGCAAGGACACAAGGACCUUUGCCGCAGUUUGAAUUUGGACUCAGCCAAGCUUCAGACGUCACACCUGGCCGCGAGGUUGAACGGCUACCUGGUGGGAGUGGGGGGCAAAACCCAGUUUGAGGAAGAAGUGGGGAAACUAGGACUGAAUGAGAAGCAAGCCGAUUAUGUAAGGAAAGAGCUGGAGCGUAAUGAGGGUGGCGGUCUUGCUUGCUAGCUGAAUGAAGCUCACGAUAAGUAGAGGUGGUCUGGGAGCAUUUUUUGGGUAGAAAACCGGUGUACAGGUGAAUAUAAACGGAAAAGCGAAUAGGCAAUUUCUUCGCGCUUGGAUUUCUAUGUACGGGUGCAUAUAGUUCUCUUCAAGGCAAUAUAGUAUCUAAUUUUUGGCCACAUCGUCACUUACAAUCAGGUGAGAUUGUGGUCAAUGCUUCCAUUAAAAAACCGUCACCCAGAAAGCUCCCAGCACCGCGUCUUUAGAUCAAGGCAUUAAACCCUUAGGUGGGUAAAAGUAGAACACGCUCUUAUUCUAAUGAUGCACUUUCCAGGCUACUUUCCCCAAAAAUAACAUAGAUGGCGCUGUACAGAGUUGCCUAUGUAACCUUCUAAUUUCAUGGAUAAAAGACCUCAUCUUUUAUCUUUGUUUUUUUUUAUAAAUGAUGAUCCUUGUUAUUACAUGUAUCACUAGCGGGCAAGCUAAGUUCAGCAGCAUAUGCCGUCAGAAGGAUCCGACAACUCACAGAUGUACCCACUGCUAGACUUGUCUACUUCAGCUACUUCCACAGCAUAAUGUCUUUCGGAAUUUUGCUGUGGGGUCGAGCCGCUGAUGUAGAAACUAUUUUCAUCAUUCAAAAAAGAGCAGUUCGCGCUAUUUAUAAGCUGCGUUGUCGGGACUCUUUGAGGGAGCUGUUUAAAGAAAUAAAUAUAGUGACGGUCGCAAGUCAAUAUAUAUAUGAAAACAUUAUGUAUGUACGUAAAAAUGUAUCUCUCCUUCCGAGAAACUAUGAAAGGCAUACUUACAAUACAAGAAAUAAACAUAAAAUUGCUAUUCAAAAUUAUAGAUUAAGUAAAUUAAAUUCAUCUUUUUUGGGGUUAUGUAUACGUUUUUACAAUAAAAUACCAGAUAAUAUUUUAAACUUGUCAGAAAAUAAAUUAUAAAUAUAAUGUAUACAUAUUAAUGCUCGUGACCGUACAACGCCAUCUACAUUGUUUUUAGAGAACGUAGCCUGAAAAGUGCGUCAUUUUGUUUACAUUCCGGGUUUAUUGUGAGUGUACAUCUAUAUUUUUUACGAUCAGUAUAAAUUUACGUUCGAAUAUCGAUCACUUCACAGAAUAUGUUAUAUUUUAGGUAAAAUUAUUUUGAUGUCCAAUUAUAGACAUAAUUCAAUUAGUAGUUUAUAGUACUUAAGAUCUUAAUAAUAUAUAACAUACACACAUACAAAUAUACAUUGGGGUUGACUUUCUUGAAAAUAUUGAUUGUAAUCCUGAAUCUUAUUUGUAAAAAACCAUAGACUCAAAAAUAUUCGCGCCAAAAAUAUCUAUAGAAAAAAAUAUAUUAGUUAUUAUUGCUCACACGAACUUAAUAUAAUAUUUGUCAUCAAGACCAUGAAUGUAUUAAAAAAAAAUACUUAGUUAAUAAAUUGUGUUAGUUGAAAUCUCACAUCAAGCGUGUUUCUACCCUAUUUAAUUAAUAAUGUUAAUUUAGCUGCCGAAUUUUCUUCAUUUCACUUUUUUUUAACCUUGAACUCUUUUCGUUUAACCUUGAACUAAUUUUUGAAUAAUUAUGUACUCGAGUAAUGAUGAAAAUAGGAAAAACGCCGUCUGUAUUGUUUUUUGGAGAAGAAAGUCUCUCAUUUUUCAUAACGGCAGCAGCAUUUCAAUAGAACAAACUAAAUAGGUUUUCAUUCAUGCUGUAAUAUCUAUUAGAUAAUGUUUAUUUUAAAAUGGCAAUAUUUUUACUUGUUUUUGACAAUAUACGGCAAUUUCGUAAUUAUUAUUUAAUAAAAAUGAACUUUAUUUUGAAAUGCCUUUGUUGAACCAGUAAAAAAUCUAUCACAGUAUUAGCUAUAAGGUUUUGUGUAAGUAUAGAAAAAAAUAUAGAAUAUAUUUUGCGUAUUUCAGUCUCAUUAAUGUAAUGAGGGAAUUUCCAAUCGGCGUUCCCCAAAAACACGAUAGAUGGCGUUGUUAACUUUUUAUUCGUUUAAAUUACUAAUUUCAUGGAUACCGAGAUAUAUGCUUUUAUCUUUGUUUUUGGGUAUAAAUGAUGACCGUUUUUAUUACACCAAGAUACAAUUACAACUUCCAUCCAUUAUUAUUCUGAUACAAAUAAAAAAAGCAAUAUAGGUAGCAACAACAUCAUUCUAUAGAUAAUGUGAUCCAAAUAUCAAGCAACAAUUAGUUUUAUAUAUGCUUCUGCCAUUACAUUUUUUUUUUAAUAAUUAUUUAUCGGAACAAUGAGAAAAUAGGUAAUUAUCACGUUAAAAGUGAACAGCGCCAUCUAUUGUGUGUUUAGUAACGUCGAUUGGAAAGUCCCACAUUGAAAUUCAUGUUGAUUUGUCAUCAGAAUAUUACAAAACAUACAUGUAUUUUGUCACAAA
Pectinophora gossypiella (pink bollworm) is the source of this 3217-nucleotide messenger RNA. It is a transcript of the gene MsrA, whose product is annotated as peptide methionine sulfoxide reductase. Lineage: Eukaryota; Metazoa; Arthropoda; Insecta; Lepidoptera; Gelechiidae. The transcript is spliced from 5 exons. The coding region runs from base 139 to 840 and encodes 233 amino acids. Gene Ontology annotation, molecular function: peptide-methionine (S)-S-oxide reductase activity. The record is from RefSeq and is a predicted model, not a curated record.